GUGCAUUUCACAUUAUUCUAUGCGGAAAAUACAUGAUAAAAUAAAAAAAAGUAAUUUUUUUUUACAUCCGCAGAACCCAAUCUGAAGUUUUAAUGUUGUAGUGGAGAGAGCGUGUAUCCUGAUGGCCCAUUACCUAUGUCGCCUAAAUUGCCACCACAGAACAAUUACCUUUUCUGAACCACACACAAAAACGCUUUUAAGCUGUGCUUAAAAAAAAUGGAACAUCUAACCCAUUGCGCAAUUAUCCAUCAUUCCACAUAUUGAUUCUAAAAUAUAUAAGCACAUCGUUUUCCCGAUUUCCCGUUUCAACUUUCAAUUGCAAUCAUCAUUUUCUUUAUAUUUCACUUUAUACCCCAGAUACACUAAUAGAUUUUAUACACAUAUACACAUACAAUGACUGCCACUUAUACCAGAUUCACAAACUGUCAUUUGAUUGAUAAUGGUCAAUUGUACGAAUUCACCGAUCUUUAUUACAAUAAUCAAACCAAGAAGAUAUCACAUCCACCUUCAAACCCUCAAUUAGUCACUCAAACAAUUGAUUUGCAUGAACAAAUCCUUGCUCCUGGUUAUAUUGAUAUUCAAAAUAACGGUAUCUACGGAUUGAACUAUUCCAACUUGAAUGGUGGAUACACGGAAAAGGAUAUUCAAGAAUUCAAGAACUUCUAUCAAGACGCCAUGGCUAAGUACUUAACCACGGGUGUUACUGCCACUUGUCCAACCGUUACCUCCAACUUCCCACAAGUUUAUGAAAAGGUUUUACCAUUUUAUAAGAAAUCAAGAUUAGACAAUCAAACUGAUUCCUUAGGUGCUCACUUGGAAGGUCCAUUCAUUAAUAUUAAGAAGAAGGGUUGUCAUCCAGUUGAAACUUUUGUUGAUGCUAAGGACGGUGAAAGCAAAUUAAUUGAAAUUUAUGGUGGUGAUGCAUCCUUGUUAGAAAAUGUCUGUAUAAUCACUGGUGCCCCAGAAAUUCCAGGAAUAUUAGAUGUUAUUCCUUCCAUUGUUGAAAGAAACAUUAUAUUCUCUAUUGGUCACACCAUGUCUGAUUAUAAAACUGGUUGCAAAGCUAUUGACAAUGGUGCUACCAUGAUCACCCAUUUGUACAAUGCCAUGCCACAACCACAUCAUCGUGAUGCAGGUGUUGUUGGUUUAAUCAAUUCCCCUGUUGUUGGUGAUGACAAGACUCCAUAUUUCGGUAUAAUUUGUGAUGGUGUUCAUGUUGAUCCUGCAAUGGCCAACUUAGCAUAUAGAUCAAAUCCAAACAAGUGUGUCUUGGUUACUGAUGCCAUGCACUUGAUGGGAUUACCAGAUGGUACUUAUAAGUGGGAUGCCCAAGUCAUUGUCAAGACUGGUGAUAGAUUAUACUUGGAAAAUACUGAUACCUUAGCUGGUGCUGCCACUACCUUACCACAAUGUGUUCGUAAUUUAAUUCAAUGGUCCAAGAUUUCAUUACCACAAGCAGUUAAGACUGUCACUAAUAAUGCUGCUGUUUCCUUAGGUUUACAGAAGGAACGUGGAUUCUUGAAUAUUGGCUGUGAUGCUGAUUUCGUGGUUUUGGAUAAAGCUGGUUAUGUCCAAAAGAUUUACAAAUUGGGUAAUGAAAUUAAAUCUUCUGAUGUUAAAUUGGAAACCAAGAUUGCUAGAGAUGAAAAGAUUUCUGCUGUCUUGUAAGUUUUGUAUAGUUUUUUUUAAUAUACUGAGUAUUU
This is a messenger RNA of Spathaspora passalidarum NRRL Y-27907, 1703 nucleotides long. It is a transcript of the gene DAC1, whose product is annotated as Dac1p. The record is from RefSeq and is a predicted model, not a curated record. Bases 394 to 1668 code for a protein of 424 amino acids. The transcript has a single exon. Gene Ontology annotation, biological process: N-acetylglucosamine catabolic process. Gene Ontology annotation, molecular function: N-acetylglucosamine-6-phosphate deacetylase activity. NCBI's taxonomy places the organism in Eukaryota, Fungi, Ascomycota, Pichiomycetes, Serinales, Debaryomycetaceae.